Daucus carota subsp. sativus is the source of this 2072-nucleotide messenger RNA. Its product is annotated as phosphoinositide phospholipase C 6-like. NCBI's taxonomy places the organism in Eukaryota, Viridiplantae, Streptophyta, Magnoliopsida, Apiales, Apiaceae. Gene Ontology annotation, molecular function: phosphatidylinositol-4,5-bisphosphate phospholipase C activity. The record is from RefSeq and is a predicted model, not a curated record. Gene Ontology annotation, biological process: phosphatidylinositol-mediated signaling; release of sequestered calcium ion into cytosol; lipid metabolic process. The transcript is spliced from 9 exons. The coding region runs from base 180 to 1961 and encodes 593 amino acids.
AAGACGGAAUGACGAAGAUUGCACGUACCACCUUCGCUCACAACUGGAAGUUGCAUCGCUCACUCCGUUUCAACGACUUUUGCUCUUGCCCCCUCUUUCUUUAUUACACACAAUACACGCAGACACACAUAUAAAUACACACAAAUGCUUUGCAAAUGAUCCAUCACUUGUGCUGAAACAUGGGCAGUUACAGCGUGUGCAUAUGUUUCAGACGAAGAUUUCGUGUCCUGGAGGAGGCCCCACCACCGGACGUUGUCCGAACAUUCAACAAGUUCUCGGGAGAUGGGACCCACUUGAGCCCUGAACAGCUCCUGAGAUUCUUGGUUGAAGAGCAAGGGGAGCAAGGAGUAACACUGAGUGAGUGUGAGAGUAUAGUUCAGCAAGUUCUUGAUAGGAGGCAUCACAUUGCUAGGUUCACAAGACAUUCUCUGAGUCUUGAUGACUUUCAUCAUUUUCUGUUUUCGACUGAUCUUAAUCCACCCAUGUUGUCUAAGGUCAAUCACGACAUGACUGCACCACUGUCACAUUAUUUCAUAUACACCGGACACAAUUCGUACUUGACCGGGAAUCAGCUCAAUAGUGAUUGCAGUAAUGUUCCAAUCAUAGAAGCACUUAAAAGAGGUGUGCGAGUUAUAGAACUUGAUUUAUGGCCAGACUCAAACUCACGCAAGGGUGCUAUACAUGUUAAACAUGGAGGGACCCUUACGCCUCCGGUGGACCUCUUGAAAUGUUUGAAGUCAAUUAAAGAGCAUGCCUUUGAGACCUCACCUUACCCUGUUGUAAUAACACUAGAAGACCAUCUUACAUCAGAUCUCCAAGCUAAAGUAGCACAGAUGCUCAGCGAAACAUUUGGAGAGGUAUUAUAUUGCCCUGAAGAAGAUGGUAUAAAAGAAUUACCAUCCCCAGAAAAAUUGAUGAAGCGGGUCAUUAUUUCAACUAAACCGCCAAAAGAAUAUCUUGAAGAUAAAUGUCCUGAGGAUGACCAAAAUAACCUGUCGAACAGAAAGGAUUCUGAUGAUAGUUCAUGGGACGAUGAACCAGUAAACGAUACAGCUGAUAUUUUAAAUAAUGAUAAGAGCUUUGACAUCGGCGAGCAGAGUCAUAAUGCUGCAGAUUAUGAUGAACCUGACCUAAAGACGAAUGUAGCACCUGAAUACAAGCGUCUUAUCGGACUUCAUGCUGGAAAACCUAAAGGAGGUCUGAAAGAAGCAUUAAAAGUUGAAGCUGACAAAAUUAGACGCCUUAGUUUGAGUGAACAAGGUCUUGAAAAAGCAGCUAAAUCUCAUGGAGUGGAUGUUGUGAGGUUCACACAAAAGAAUAUUUUGAGAAUAUAUCCUAAAGGUAUGCGGGUCAACUCUUCAAAUUACAAUCCACUGAUAGGAUGGAUGCAUGGAGCUCAAAUGGUUGCAUUUAAUAUGCAGGGACAUGGUAAAAACCUCAGCUUGAUGCAUGGGAUGUUCAGAGCCAAUGGAGGGUGUGGCUAUGUCAAGAAGCCUGAUUUGUUACUCAAGGCUAGUCCAGAUAAUCAUGUAUUUGAUCCUAAAGUAAAGCUUCUAGCAAAGAAAAUUUUAAGGGUGAAAGUUUAUAUGGGUGAUGGUUGGCAUUUGGAUUUUAAGAAAACUCACUUUGAUUCGUAUUCCCCACCAGAUUUUUACACAAAGGUUAGAAUAGCUGGUGUGCCUGCUGACGCAACAAAGAAGAAAACAGCAGUCAAGGAUAACAAAUGGACUCCAUUCUGGAAUGAAGAGUUUGAAUUCUCAUUGUCUGUUCCGGAACUGGCUAUACUUUGCAUAGAAGUACGCGAUAAGGAUGAUGCACCAAAGAAAAAAGAUGGUUUUGGUGGCCAAAAUUGUCUUCCUGUUUCCGAGAUAAGACCUGGAAUUCGAGCAGUUCCUCUCUACAGCCGCAAAGGAGUGAAAUAUCCCUCUGUGAAACUACUUAUGCGCUUUGAGUUUGUCUAAAAUUUUCAUUUCAAUUGCACCUCUAUAAUAAUCUUCAGUUUUCAGAGAAAAAUACAUGUACAAUCCAAUCAACAUUUUGUAAAUGAUGAGCCAGUUUCUCCGUUCUUAAUA